GUGAGUUGCAACAGCCAAUAGUGCAAAUCUGUGUCAAUGCCCAAACACGAGCUCCCUCACACUCUCUCACACAGACACAGUGUAUAGUAGUUUAUGGAGAUGCCUACAAAAAAUGUGAACCGAAAAUAGAAAAGAAAUGAUGUACUUUUGAAAUGGACGACCAAGACCACUAGACAUCACUCCACUACACAACACACACCUUCACGUUCCUACUCAUUUUUACUCUCACUCACAAACUCACUCUCUUCAAUUUCAAUGGCUUCACCUCCCUCCCACAUGAUUAUCAUUAUGUUGUUGUUGCUGACAACAGCCUCAGGGUGGGAUGAAAAGAAAACAUUCAUAGUGCAAGUUGAGGAAGAAGCAAAACCUUCCAUUUUUCCAACGCAGAGGCACUGGUACGAGUCUUCACUCCACGACUCGGCUUCCAUUAUUCACACCUACCAAACGGUAUUUCACGGUUUCUCUGCAAAGCUGUCACUUUUGGAGGCGCAGAGGCUGCAAUUGCUCUCGCAUGUCGUAAGCGUGAUUCCGGAGCAGGUGAGGCAGCUCCACACCACGCGCUCCCCUCAGUUCUUGGGCCUCAAGACCGCCGACAGAGCCGGCUUGCUCAAGGAGACCGAUUUCGGGUCGGAUCUCGUAAUUGGAGUCCUCGAUACUGGCAUUUGCCCCGAAAGACAGAGCUUCAACGACCGCGAUCUUGGUCCCCUCCCCCCCAAGUGGAAGGGCCAGUGCGUCGCCGGUAAAGACUUUCCGGCCACCUCCUGCAACCGUAAGCUCAUCGGAGCCCGCUACUUCUGCGCCGGCUAUGAGGCCACUAACGGCAAGAUGAACGACACCUUGGAGUACCGUUCUCCCAGAGACUCCGACGGUCACGGAACACACACGGCUUCCAUCGCCGCCGGCAGGUACGUCUUUCCGGCGUCCACCAUGGGCUACGCCAAAGGAAUGGCCGCCGGGAUGGCUCCCAAGGCUCGCCUCGCCGUCUACAAGGUCUGCUGGAACGCCGGCUGCUACGACUCCGACAUCCUCGCCGCAUUCGACGCCGCAGUCGCCGACGGCGUCGACGUCGUGUCACUCAGCGUCGGGGGCGUAGUGGUGCCCUACCAUCUCGACGUGAUCGCCGUGGGGGCCUUCGGAGCCUCUCAGGCCGGCGUCUUCGUCUCCGCCUCGGCCGGAAACGGCGGUCCCGGCGGCCUGACGGUGACGAAUGUGGCACCCUGGGUGACCACCGUUGGCGCAGGAACCAUAGACAGAGAUUUCCCGGCCGAUGUGAUGCUGGGGAAUGGCAAGUUGAUACGCGGGGCGAGCGUGUAUGGUGGACCGGGUCUGAGUCCAGGUCGGAUGUACCCGCUGCACUACGCGGGUUCUGAAAGUGGGGGUGACGGUUACUCCUCGUCCCUUUGCUUGGAAGACUCGCUGGAUCGGAAGCUGGUGAAGGGGAAGAUUGUUGUGUGUGACAGAGGCGGAAAUUCAAGAGCUGCAAAAGGGGAAGUGGUGAAGAAGGCAGGGGGAGUUGGGAUGGUUUUGGCGAAUGGAGUGUUCGACGGUGAGGGUUUGGUGGCUGAUUGCCACGUGCUUCCCGGCACGUCGGUGGGUGCGAGCGGCGGCGAUGAGAUUCGGAAGUACAUCUCUUUGGCUUCACAUUCAAGGUCACCCCCAACUGCCACUAUCCUAUUCAAGGGUACGAGGCUUGGUAUUAGGCCCGCCCCCAAGGUUGCUUCCUUUUCUGCCAGAGGCCCCAACCCUGUCUCUCCUGAGAUUUUGAAGCCCGAUGUUAUUGCUCCUGGGUUGAACAUUCUUGCUGCUUGGCCCGAUAGAGUUUCCCCUUCUGGGCUUUCUUCAGAUGAGCGUAGGACUGAGUUUAACAUACUGUCUGGUACUUCCAUGGCUUGUCCUCACGUUUCUGGUUUGGCUGCUCUGUUGAAAGCCGCCCACUCCGAUUGGAGUCCUGCUGCUAUUAGAUCCGCUCUCAUCACCACUGCUUACACUGUUGAUAAUGGUGAUGGGGGAGGCCCGUUGUUGGACGAGUCCACUGGGAAUGUGUCCUCCGUAUUCGAUUACGGGGCUGGGCAUGUUCAUCCAGAGAAGGCCAUCAACCCUGGCUUGAUUUAUGACAUCUCUCCCUACGAUUAUGUCCAUUUCUUGUGCAAUUCUAAUUAUACUGCCACCAAUAUUCGUGCCAUCACCAGGAAGUCUGCGGAUUGCAGUGGGGCAAAGAGGGCUGGUCACGCAGCCAAUCUCAAUUACCCCUCUUUAUCUGCUCUUUUCCCACAGUAUGGAAACCAAAACUUGUCUACACACUUCAUUAGAACUGUCACUAACGUUGGAUACCCAAAGUCCGUCUACAGAGUCACCGUUACACCACCUGCGGGGACGGUGGUGACGGUGGAGCCAGACACCCUGUCUUUCAGAAGGUUGGGUCAGAAAUUGAACUUUCUGGUUAGGGUCCAAGCAAGGGCAGUUAAGCUUUCCCCUGGAAGUUCGGCCUUCAAGAGCGGUUCCAUAGUUUGGUCUGAUGGCAACCACACUGUGACCAGUCCCUUGGUUGUCACAAUGCAGCAACCUCUCUAAUGCUCUCGCCUGUGCCCUUUUCUGUAUAAAUUAUUAAAUUUGGACUUUUGCACUUUUUUCCUUCUUAGGACUCUUACAAAGUUGAAGUAGCUCUGCUCUCCAUGCAUAAUAGUGAAAGCGUUUCUGAAGGAUAUCCCUUUCCUCAACCUGCUGCAUUGUACGAAGGUAUAUACUGCUUGUUGUAGAAAGAAAAUGCUGCGUUAAGAGGAGGAGCGGCAUAGUGGAAAGAUUCCCAUCUUUAUACUUUGUUUAGUCAAAGAUUUGGUAAGCCGAACACCUGUGCACGGAGACGCUAAUGUUUUUUUACAUAUUAUGGAUCUCUCUCUGUAGGCCAUGCCAAGUUAACCGGAUCGUCAACCAACAACUUCACGUCGUGAUAAAUAGAAACAAGACAAUU
Molecule: messenger RNA, 2968 nt
Organism: Abrus precatorius (Indian licorice)
Lineage: Eukaryota; Viridiplantae; Streptophyta; Magnoliopsida; Fabales; Fabaceae
Product: subtilisin-like protease SBT1.5
Exons: 1
Coding region: 256-2571 (771 amino acids)
Biological process (GO): proteolysis
Molecular function (GO): serine-type endopeptidase activity
Source: RefSeq, a predicted model, not a curated record